Serendipita indica DSM 11827 is the source of this 2040-nucleotide messenger RNA. The record is from the annotation of a GenBank genome assembly. NCBI's taxonomy places the organism in Eukaryota, Fungi, Basidiomycota, Agaricomycetes, Sebacinales, Serendipitaceae.
AUGGCUGACCAUGAACUUCCACCUCUACCACCAGAGGCAUUUCAACAAGAACAUCAGAACGACGCUACGAUGCCAACGAGGACGUCGCUCGAGUUUGCAAACGCAGUCCCAGACGCGUUACAAGAGCUCACCGCAGCAACAAACGGGAUGAGCAUCUCGGGCGGCUCGACGAGAGCAUCCAAGGAGCUCACACGGUCACCCAGAGACAAUAUCGACGCAGACAGCAUCGGCCACGAAUCCCUUGGCGGACGCUCCCGCUCGUCGAGAGAGGGAGCGCGCUCGCCCAAGAAGCUGUCAAAAGUGACCAAAAAGGAGGUUCCAUAUGCUGAUGAUUUCACUCCACCACCCCGAAACUCGAGCAAGAGCAUGGCAGCGCAGCAGGAAAGCCCAGUACAGUCCAUGUCUCGGCGGUCACUCGACGCCAGCCAGGAGCUACGGCCUGCAUCGUACCAGAAUGGCUCUCUCGGUCAGUCUUCCGUCGCAAGAGACUCGUCUCCGCGUCCCCGUCCGCCCAGAACGGCCCCUCUUGAAGAACCCUUGAAUCCACGGGACGCUCCCGAACGCAGACCGCGCUCACAAUAUCCGGAACAUCUCCAACAGUCUGGUCCACCUCCAUCCCAGACACAAGGAUCCGUCUAUUCGGGCCAGUAUCCUCAGCAUCAUCACGCCCAGUCUCAGCAAUGGACUCAUCCAGAUCGCGACUUUUUGCACCAGGAAGGAGAUGGAUUCUAUGGAGGAACAGCUGGAUAUCCAUAUCAACAACAAUAUGAUGAAGCUGCAAUGACCCAGUCUGGGUUCCGCGACCCCUCGCCUGCUAUCCUCGACCAGUCGCACCUGCGACCAGGAGAAAAGGCGGCGUUACUCUCCAACGAGCAGUCGAUGGCGCUCUAUCGCGCAAAUGCAAAGAAAAGUUCCGACCCGGACAUUGUCUUUGAAUUUGCAGCCUUUAUGCUCGAAGCGUCAAAGACCAUUGUAGUCCCACCAGCAGACCCGACCUAUUCGAAUCAACUCGAGAUUGAAAAGGCCAACGAAAAGCGAGAGGGCUACAUUCGCGAAGCGCUCCAGCUCCUCAAGAAAAUCGCCGACAGAGGCCAUGUCAUGGCUCAAUACACUUUGGCCGAUUGCUACUCAAACGGAAUCGGAACCGUAAAGGGCCGCCAGGACUUUGAUCGCGCGUUCCCACUGUUUGUCGCGGCCGCAAAACACUAUCACGUCGACGCUGCGUAUCGAGCGGGGACGUGCUGCGAAUACGGAUGGGGAUGCAGAAAAGAUUCAGCCAAGGCGGCUCAUUUCUAUCGAGCCGCAGCCUCGCAACAGCAUCCCGGGGCCAUGUUCCGUCUUGGCCAGGCCGAGAUGAACGGGGAGCUUGGCCUCUCGAAGAAUCCCAAGGAGGGCAUUACGUGGCUGAAGCGUGCCGCGGAGAAUGCGACCGCAGAGUUUCCUCACGCCCUCCACGAACUCGCUCUAUGUCAUGAGAAUGGCGUCCCCAACGUCAUCUUUGUCGACCUCGAUUAUGCGGCAGAGUUGCUGGGGCAAGCUGCAGAACUCGGAUACGCACCAAGUGCAUACAAACUUGGCGAAUGCUACGAAUACGGCAAGAUGGGCUGUCAAGCUGACCCGGCGCUCAGCAUUCACUACUAUAACAUUGCAGCUCAGCAAAACCACCGAGACGCGUGUUUUGCACUCACUGCAUGGUACCUUGUCGGAUCGCCUGGUGUACUCCCACAGUCGGACACGGAAGCCUUUUUGUGGGCGAAGCGCGCUGCGGAUGCUGGUCUCGCAAAGGCUCAGUACGCAGUAGGCUACUUUUACGAGACGGGAAUGGGCACUCCCCCAAGCAUGGCAGAUGCGAUGCAUUACUUUAGACUGGCUGCUGAGCAAGGCGACAAGCGUGCGCAAACAAGGCUCAAGGGUAAUCCACACACUCAGCCCGGACGCGACGCUCAUGGCAAUCCACUUCCUCCAAACUAUCUCCGAAACGAAGGAAUCGAGGCGGGCGGAGGUGGUGGUGGCGGUAAAAAGGACUGCAUCGUCAUGUAG